Messenger RNA from Cuscuta campestris, 1558 nucleotides. The record is from the annotation of a GenBank genome assembly. Lineage: Eukaryota; Viridiplantae; Streptophyta; Magnoliopsida; Solanales; Convolvulaceae.
GAAAAAUAUAUUAUUGUGUUCCAUUAAUAUCAUUUUGUGUAUAGAAAAUAUCUAUAAUAUUUUCUAAAUAUUAUUAGAAAUAUUUUCUAUAGAAAUAUACAAGAUUAUUAUUAUCCCAAUUUUAAUCUUUAUAUUUUAUACUACUAUAAUCUUUACUAGCAUAAAGAUUGUGGUAGACUCCGGCGUUGUUCGUGUGUCAAAGUUGGAGACCGGACGCUUGAACGGUUACGUUUGCACUUUCAACGCUCUUCCUACGACUUCUUCGUUUUACCGCUUACGGAGAAAGGAACUACCACUAUAAUUGAAGAGUCUUUGCAAAAUCAGAAAAGAAAAUGGGCUUCAGCAAUUUGGGACGAGUAUAAUGUGUUUGAUGGAGAUCAAUUUCCAGAUGGUCAAGAUAGAGCUCUUUGCAAUUGAUCCUACUACCAAUGUGAAUUCAAAUUUAAGGAAUACCUCCGCAGACCUAGAGGCUUUUUUAGCAUUUGAUGGGGUGACAACUUUUAAGUUUAAAUCCCAAUUGGAUGUGUAUUUGGAAGAACUCAAGAUAGCCAAUGCUCCUAUGUUUCAACCGCCUCCACCACCACCGCCUUGUGUGGUAACAUAUAAAACACUAAGGGAUAACGGUGCGGAAAUAUUCCUUGGGGAUCGCAUCGCUGAACCCCAAAAUGCGUGGGAUUGGAUCGAGCAGAUCGCUCGAGUGUUGGAAGAUCUUGAUGUACCUAUCGGCAACUAUCCUAGACUGGCUUCUCAGCUGCUCCACAAGGAAGCCUAUGAAUGGUGGAAGAGAACCGAUGAAAGAGCAGACACCCCAAAGCCGUGGACUUGGGCACAUUUUGAAUGGGCAUUCAAGCAAGAAUAUAUUCCGAAACGUUUUAGCAAAGAAAGACGUGAAUUAGUUGCUGCCCAGGAGAAACUAAAGAUGGAAGUUGAGCUUAUGAUGAAACAAAUCAAGGAGCUCACUAAUUCAGUGGAGAUUCCCACGUUUGAAGGAAGAAACGACCCGGAGAAGUUCUCAAAGUGGUUAGCAAAAGUUGAAGAUGUCUUUACACUCAAAGACAUGCCCAAAGACAAGAAGGUCAAGCUAGUGGUGGCAAAGUUUCAAAGACAUGCCUCUACUUGGUGGGCUAGCGUUGCUUCAAAACGAAAGCUCCAAGGAAAAGCGAAGGUUCCAAGUAAGGAAGGAAUACAGGAAACAUUCGAGUUUUAUUAUAAGACUCGUGAAAGGCUUGAGAAGAGAAGAAACCAAAACAGCCCCAUUCAUCUUCCAACAUCCACCCAACAUGGUCCCUACUAUGUUCCCUAGUACAACCCACUAAACAACCAUAAAAGUCCAGGAGAAACAUGGUACUUUCUUAACCCUUUAACCACCAAAUAAAUCCUCAUAUAUGCAGACAAAGUACCACACAUUAUCCUUUCCCAUUGUCCCCCUAGUUGGCUGAAUACAUCCCCCAAAAUCAGCCCAAAAGAAGGCCAUUCAUUCCCCCUGGUUUGCUUUUCAUUGGAGGCCCUACAACCACACCCAUCCCUGAUUUUAUUCCAAUAAAAGGACCUCAAAACA